Messenger RNA from Protopterus annectens (West African lungfish), 3539 nucleotides. RefSeq names its product signal transducer and activator of transcription 4 (gene STAT4). NCBI's taxonomy places the organism in Eukaryota, Metazoa, Chordata, Ceratodontiformes, Protopteridae. The coding region runs from base 314 to 2572 and encodes 752 amino acids. Gene Ontology annotation, biological process: regulation of cell population proliferation; cytokine-mediated signaling pathway; regulation of transcription by RNA polymerase II. The record is from RefSeq and is a predicted model, not a curated record. The transcript is spliced from 24 exons. Gene Ontology annotation, molecular function: DNA-binding transcription factor activity, RNA polymerase II-specific; RNA polymerase II cis-regulatory region sequence-specific DNA binding.
UCACGUGAUGUAGUGGUACACAGGAGUGUGCUGGUGCUAUGACCACGAGAGAUUGUUUUUAUGUUUCAGAAACAGUGUGAGAGGAGUUUCGUUGACGUCGCGGUCGUAGGUUGGCUACUUUUUCAAUUGUGGUGUAAAUCAUAAGUAAUAUUGCGAGAUCCGUCAGAGGCACCAUGUAUAUGUAAUAUGUCGACGCCUGAUAACCUUAAUUGUGAUGGUAGACUAAGUCUGUUGGAUUUCUUAACAAGUUGCUGAGCUUAUAAGUUGGAAAACACUGGACGUGUCAAAGGUUUACAAGGAUACGGGAAUUAUCAUGUCUCAGUGGAAUCAAGUCCAACAGCUGGAGCUGCAGUUCUUGGAACAGGUGGACAAAGUUUAUGAUGAUAAUUUUCCAAUGGAUGUUCGACAUUCACUGGCAGAGUGGAUUGAAAAUCAAGACUGGGAUGUGGCAUCACACAAUGAACUGCUGGCUGCCAUCCUUUUUCAGAAUCUGUUAGUGGAAGUGGAGAAACGGUAUAGUCAGGCUGCUCAAGAAAAGAACUUCCUCCUAAUGCACAAUGUGAAGAGAAUAAAGCAGCACCUUCAGGUUAAGUAUCAUGGGAACCCUUUGCAUAUGUCAAUUGUUAUUUCAACAUGCCUGAAGGAAGAGAGGAGAAUACUGGCUGCUGCAACAGUUCCAGUAAAGGGACCACUGGAAAAAGCCAUAAAUGCUGCAAAUUCAGACAGGCAAAGAAGUGUGGAAUACAAGGUAGCUUCAGUAAAAAGCACUGCACAGAUUGCAGAACAAGAUGUAAAGUAUUUAGAAGAUCUGCAAGAUGAGUUUGACUUCAGAUAUAAAACACUACAGAAUAGAGAUAACUGUGACAGAAACAUUCCUGUAGCAACUAUGAAGCAGGAAGUUUUAAGACUGCAGGAUAUGCUGAACUCUCUGGAUUAUAAACGGAAGGAAGUACUCAACAAAAUAACAGAAAUGAUUAAUGAAAUAGACAACCUGAUGAACAGCCUGCUAAACGAGGAGCUAAAGGAGUGGAAACGACGGCAGCAGAUAGCCUGUAUUGGAGGCCCUCUUCAUUCUGGUCUUGAUCAGCUCCAAAACUGCUUUACAUUGCUGGGAGAGAGUCUGUUUCAAGUUAAAAGACUCCUGGAAAAACUGGAGGAACUUGUGUUGAAAGUAACCUAUGAAGGGGAUCCCAUCCCAAUGCAGAGACCUCACUUGCAAGAAAGAACCAGCUUCUUAAUCUAUGCUCUCAUCAAAAGUUCUUUGGUGGUUGAACGACAGCCCUGUAUGCCUACGCAUCCACAGAGACCACUGGUAAUAAAAACUAAUGUGCAGUUCACGUCAAAGAUAAGACUGCUUGUUCGAUUGCCGGAGCUAAACUAUCAGCUGAAAGUCAAAGCACUGAUAGACAAAGAUAUUCCUAUGGGCAUGGGCAACCGUGUAUUCAACAUAUGUGGAACGAACAUAAAGGACAUGAACAUAGAAGAAUCAAUUAAUGGGAGUCUGACUGUGGAAUUCAGGCACUUGCAACUAAAAGAAAAAAAGGCUACUGCAGGGGCCAAAGGAAAUGAGGGGCCUCUCAAUGUUACAGAAGAGCUUCACUCUAUAACAUUUGAAUCACAGUUCUGUCUUCAAGGUUUGACCAUACAAGUUGAGACAUGUUCUUUGCCUGUAGUAGUUAUAUCUAAUGUGAGUCAACUGCCCAGUGGUUGGGCUUCUGUUCUGUGGUACAAUCUUCUAAGCAGUGAUCACAAGAACUUGAGUUUCUUUAGUAAUCCUCCUUCUGCAUUAUGGAGUCAACUAUCUGAAGUCAUAAGUUGGCAGUUUUCAUCAUUUGUUGGCCGGGGACUAAAUUCAGACCAACUAAUUAUGCUGGCAGAAAAACUUUUGGGGCAGCAAACAAAUUACGAUGAUUGUCAAAUUUCCUGGGCCAGGUUCUGCAAGGAAAACAUUCCUGGUAAAUCAUUUUCCUUUUGGGGGUGGAUGGAUGGGAUCCUGGAACUAAUUAAGAAGCAUCUGCUACCUCUGUGGAUAGAUGGUUACAUCAUGGGAUUUGUGAGCAAGGAGAAGGAGCGCUGCUUACUGAAGGAUAAGAUGCCUGGAACAUUCCUGUUACGGUUUAGUGAAAGCCACUCUGGCAGUGUCACUUUUACUUGGGUAGACCAUUCAGAAAAUGGAGAAGUGAGAUUCCAUUCUGUAGAGCCAUACAACAAGUUACGAUUAUGUGCUUUGCCUUUUGCUGACAUUCUGCGUGAUUACAAAGUUAUCGUGGCUGAAAACGUUCCAGAGAAUCCACUGAAGUACCUGUACCCAGACAUUCCUAAAGAUAAAGCCUUCAGUAAACAUUAUAAUAGUCAGCCAAGUGAAGUCACCAAACCUAUGGCAAAGGGGGAAAAGGCAGGUUAUGUACCUUCGGUGUUCAUCCCAGUAUCCACUUUCCUUAAUACACCUAGUGCUCCUUUUUCAUCACUAGAUCUCCUUCCGUUAUCCCCAUCUGCUUAUGCAGAGCUGAAGGAUCAACUGAGCUCUUCAGAAGUUGAAAGUGCGAUGGACUCACCGUGCUCAUCUGAUUAGAGAGCUCACCUAGAUAAUUAGAGCUGCUUGUUCUGCUGUUUUUUUUUCAAAACUCAAGACACAGGCCAUCGGUUAAACCAAAGAGCUGCAUGUUCUGUUUUCAAGUCUCAAGACACACUCAGGCCAUCAGUUGGACCAACAGUUUAUAUUUUUUUGGCUAUUUAAAUGUUUAUAUUGAACAAUCAUGUCACAUUGCAUGUUUUCCAUUGUAAGGACUUUGUUGUUAUGGUUACUGUUUUUAUGGACUGAAAUAAUAAAAUUAUGAAGCAUAUAUGUUACAAAACCCUGUAACAAAUGUUUUAUCUCACAGUAAUUUCAUGGUGCACCUGUAUGGUUGUAUCUUACUACAGCGUAUAUAAUAUUCUAAAGUAAAAAUAAUAUAAGCGUGUGUACAUGUAGCUGGUCAUUAUGAUUUAUCUGUAGUCCAUUUUGCAGUACAGAAAGUGGCACCAUGUUCUACUACCACGAACUGCUUCAAGUAAAUCAGAAAAAUAGUAUUUCUUGAUAGUGGCAGAUACUGUGUGUAGACAUAACUUACAGAACUGCCAGUUAAAACUUACAUGUCCACAUUCUGUGUUUACUGUGCAGGUUAAAAUACUUCACUCCUUUGCCUUGCAUCCACUGGUAAAAUAUACUGAACUUCAAGGCAAAGGAGUGAAGUAUUUUAACCUGCACAGUAAACAAAAAUGUAAUUUGUGGUAUAGUGACAGGAUUUAUGUUGAUGUGCUUAAGUUCUGAAGUUUGUGUUGGAUAAAACUGUUGUUGCUCAGAUUCUGGUGCAAAGGGAAAAGGGCAUGGAGAACAGAAAGUAGAAACCAACAAUAAUAAACAAUAUUAAUGGUAAAAGAGAGUGAGUUAUGUUUACCAGCUACAUUGAGUGAAGGUAACUUCUGGUAGCAAGGAAAAGCAUUCUUAAGAUGUAUAGAUAUCUCUUUGAAGUGAAAUAAAAUCACAUAGUAAAAUGCAA